CUACAACUUCUGUCAUCGCACUGUUCAAUGAUUCUGCUUUUUCGGUCGGUGAGGAAAUAUUAGGGUGAAAGGUUAGGCAACGUUAUAACUCCAAUGCCAGUAACAAAGCCCACAGUUCCCUUCCGGACACUGCGACAGAUCGGUUACUAUACCCAAUCCUGAGAUCCACCGACGAGCCAACUUUCUCCAGCAGACUUGGGCGAGCCUGAACUGAAACAGCAGACGCGCAAGUACGGACCAAACGCCAGUCUCUACAGAUCUACUGUUUUCGACCAGAGGAACAGAGCACCAUGGUUGUGUCCAAGGCCUGGACGUUACGCCAGCACUUCCAGGGUUUCCCCAAGGCUAGUGACUUCCAUCUGAAGGAGGAGACGCUGCCGCAGCCCAAGAAUGGACAGGUGCUGUUGGAGGCUGUGUUCCUCAGUGUGGACCCUUACAUGAGACCCUACAGCCAGACAAUGAUGAAGGAGGGAGACGUUAUGAUUGGAUCACAAGUUGCCAAGGUGAUCCAGAGCUAUAACCCCAGCUUCCCGGUGGGCUGCCAUGUGGUCAGUGAUUGUGGAUGGAGGAGUCACUGGGUGUGUGAUGGGGCAGAGCUGACCCCUGUGCUUCCCGACUGGCCCCAGGACAUCCCCCUCUCCCUGGCCCUGGGGGCCAUCGGCAUGCCUGGUCUGACAGCUCUGUAUGGACUAGAGGAGGUGUGUGAGAUAAAGAAGGGGGAGACUCUUCUGGUGAACGCUGCAGCAGGAGCCGUGGGCUCAGUGGUGGGACAGAUCGCCAAGAUCAAGGGCUGCAGAGUGGUGGGCUGUGCGGGGACAGAUACCAAGGUGUCCUAUCUAAAGGAGCUGGGUUUUGACCAGGUCUUCAACUACAAGACUGCCACCUCUCUGGAGGAAUCACUCAGGGAGGCCGCGCCACACGGAUACGACUGCUACUUUGAGAACGUUGGGGGGAAGUUCUCCAGUGCAGUGAUGCCUCAGAUGAGAGAGUAUGGCAGAAUAGCUGUGUGUGGAAGCAUCUCCAUGUACAACGACACCACACCACAGACAGGGCCGUAUGUACACACCCAUAUGAUCUUCAAGCAGCUGAGGAUGGAGGGCUUCCUGUGUGCUCGCUGGAAACACAAACACCAGCAGUCACUGAGGAGGCUGAUGGCCUGGAUGACUGAGGGCAAGCUGAGAUGCAAUGAACACAUCACCAUUGGUUUCAACAACAUGCCUGCUGCCUUCAUGGGCAUGCUACAGGGAGACAACACCGGCAAGGCUGUGGUCAAGGUGUGAUGACAUCACAAUCAACAUUACACUCCUCCAGAACAUCUGGCUAAAGCAUUCCAGAACACUCAACUUCAUACACUCCAGGUUCUAGAACCAGAAUCUGUUUCACCUUAACAUUCCAGUAUCCUUCCUGAAAAUCACACUCUAGUGCUCUGUUCCAUGUUUAUUCAUAGACACGUUUAACAGACAGCUAGACAGGUUUUGGUCCAGUGUAAUUCAACAGACAGCCAGACAGGUUUGGUCCAGUGUAAUUCAACAGACAGCUAGACAGGUUUUGGUCCAGUGUAAUUCAACAGACAGCCAGACAGGUUUGGUCCAGUGUAAUUCAACAGACAGCCAGACAGGUUUGGUCCAGUGUAAUUCAACAGACAGCCAGACAGGUUUGGUCCAGUGUAAUUCAACAGACAGCCAGACAGGUUUGGUCCAGUGUAAUGCUAUUAACUAAAUAAACAUGUCUUCACAAUAUAAUGUUUAUAAUAAA
Oncorhynchus masou masou (cherry salmon) is the source of this 1755-nucleotide messenger RNA. Its product is annotated as prostaglandin reductase 1-like. The coding region runs from base 291 to 1280 and encodes 329 amino acids. Lineage: Eukaryota; Metazoa; Chordata; Actinopteri; Salmoniformes; Salmonidae. The record is from RefSeq and is a predicted model, not a curated record. Gene Ontology annotation, biological process: prostaglandin metabolic process. Gene Ontology annotation, molecular function: 15-oxoprostaglandin 13-reductase [NAD(P)+] activity; 2-alkenal reductase [NAD(P)H] activity. The transcript has 9 exons. Gene Ontology annotation, cellular component: cytoplasm.